AUGACGGAUAUCGAUGAAAGAUUAGGUCGUGCUAAUAGUCACCCGAGAUUUCUUCCCGUGGACCAACAAGCAGUAAAUGACCCUCUUUCAAAGUUGAUCUCCGACUAUGAGCUAUCUCAAGCUUAUCAUGAUCGGGAGCUUCUCGAUUUAAUUCAAAAAGUGGAAAGAAAUAAUCCGGAACGAUGUUCAAAAGCUCCAAAAUUUGUUUCUCGGCUUUUAACACACAAAUCGGCACCUAUUCGGAAAUCAGCAUUUGCAGCAUGUAUCACAAUUCUCUCAUUUCCACAGAGCCCCCGUCGAAUGAUGCUGGACGCCUAUCGUAUGGCUCUUUGUAAUUCAAAUUAUCAAGUGGCGCAGUAUGCUCUUUCUCUCCUUCCACAAUUUGUAGACGUUUGUCCGGAGGAAGCCAACAACCUGAUAAAGUGCGGAGCAGCUGCUUACAACAAACUACCAGCACCUUCCACAGAUAUUGAAAUGUAUCUCUCCAGAGCAUAUACUAAAGCGUCACAAUAA
Molecule: messenger RNA, 513 nt
Organism: Caenorhabditis remanei
Lineage: Eukaryota; Metazoa; Nematoda; Chromadorea; Rhabditida; Rhabditidae
Exons: 4
Coding region: 1-513 (170 amino acids)
Source: RefSeq, a predicted model, not a curated record